Messenger RNA from Oryza sativa Japonica Group (Japanese rice), 1969 nucleotides. Its product is annotated as cyclic dof factor 1. Gene Ontology annotation, biological process: regulation of DNA-templated transcription. Lineage: Eukaryota; Viridiplantae; Streptophyta; Magnoliopsida; Poales; Poaceae. Gene Ontology annotation, molecular function: DNA-binding transcription factor activity; DNA binding. The record is from RefSeq and is a predicted model, not a curated record.
CUCUCCACCCUCCUCCGUGGGCCCCACCACCUCCACCCCCCUCCCUCCCUCCUUAAAACUAUCCCCAAUCCCAUCGCCUCGCUUGUGCGAAUGAAAAGAUUUCAAGAAAUCCAACCAAAAAUCUCGCGCUCUCCUCUCCUCCUCCUCCGCAUGAGCUCAUCGGCGUUGGCGUUGGCCUGUCGUCUCCGGGAGGAGUAGUGCAGGCGGCGGCGGGGAAUUCCGAAACGGAGUUUGUUCGUUUUGGAGCGGAGUGGUGAGGUGAGUCGUCGAGAUGGGGGAGUGCAAGGUGGGAGGAGGAGGCGGAGGCGGAGACUGCUUGAUCAAGCUGUUCGGGAAGACCAUCCCCGUGCCAGAGCCCGGCGCCUGCGCCGCCGGCGAUGUUGAUAAGGACCUUCAACACAGUGGCAGCAGCACGACUGAACCGAAAACUCAAGAGAACACCGUUCAAGACUCCACAAGUCCACCUCCGCAGCCAGAGGUCGUCGACACCGAGGACUCUUCAGCUGAUAAGAACUCAUCAGAGAAUCAGCAGCAGCAGGGCGAUACGGCCAACCAGAAGGAGAAGCUGAAGAAGCCUGACAAGAUCCUGCCGUGCCCCCGGUGUAGCAGCAUGGACACCAAGUUCUGCUACUACAACAACUACAACAUCAACCAGCCGCGCCACUUCUGCAAGAACUGCCAGAGGUACUGGACAGCGGGUGGUGCCAUGCGCAACGUGCCUGUGGGUGCAGGCCGACGCAAGAGCAAGAGCGUAUCGGCCGCUUCCCAUUUCCUCCAGAGGGUCAGGGCUGCUCUGCCCGGUGAUCCUCCUCUCUAUGCCCCAGUGAAGACUAAUGGCACCGUUCUCAGCUUCGGCUCCGACCUGUCCACCUUAGACCUCACAGAACAAAUGAAGCAUCUAAAAGAUAAGUUUAUCCCAACAACCGGUAUCAAGAACACCGACGAGAUGCCAGUCGGUUUGUGUGCUGAAGGAUUGUCGAAAACAGAAGAAUCGAACCAAACGAACCUAAAGGAGAAAGUUUCAGCAGAUAGAUCUCCAAAUGUUGCACAACACCCAUGCAUGAACGGAGGAGCCAUGUGGCCAUUUGGCGUGGCACCACCACCUGCUUAUUACACUUCAAGCAUUGCAAUUCCAUUCUAUCCAGCUGCAGCAGCUGCUGUUGCUGCAUACUGGGGCUGCAUGGUUCCAGGAGCUUGGAACGCUCCAUGGCCACCGCAGUCCCAAUCCCAAUCGGUUUCAUCAUCAAGUGCUGCUUCUCCAGUAUCCACAAUGACCAACUGCUUCAGAUUAGGAAAGCACCCUAGAGAUGGUGAUGAGGAACUGGAUAGCAAGGGUAAUGGCAAGGUGUGGGUGCCGAAGACGGUUCGGAUCGACGAUGUCGACGAGGUGGCCAGGAGCUCUAUCUGGUCGCUUAUUGGGAUCAAGGGUGACAAGGUGGGAGCAGAUCAUGGCAGAGGAUGCAAGCUUGCAAAGGUUUUUGAGUCAAAGGAUGAGGCAAAGGCAUCAACUCACACAGCGAUCAGCAGCUUGCCAUUCAUGCAGGGGAACCCGGCUGCCCUAACACGCUCGGUGACCUUCCAAGAGGGAUCUUGACUUGAACAACGCCUUGGAAAUUUUUAUGCUGCCUUCUGCUGCUAUAAAGACAUAGCGUGAUACAGCUGAAAUUUUGUACAUUAGAGGAUUGUAAAGUAGGUAUGGGAGAUGGAGUGUCAGGGUGUAUAACUUAACAUAGCUACAAGCAAGCCCAGUAGCUGUAUUAGAUAACUUGUACAUAGCUAUGUGGGUUUGAGAAAGAUAGGGAGAGCAAGUUCCCCUUAUAAUAUGUAGAUAAAUAAUAUAAUGAUUUGAAUAUUUAGAUCAAAAGGAUUUCCUUUUGCAGUAGUAUCUGAAUAAUUCGUCGCUGUCUGAUUCCAGUGUAUUAAACCAGUCCCACUGUAGCCCUGGAAAUGUGAUACUUUUCUGCAUAUA